GGAAGCUGUGGGCACGGAGGACAGCCGUGGAGGAAGGAGACACUCCGGAGCUGAAAGUCAAAGCUGACGGUGAGAGAACAGCAGCUUGAGGAGAACAGGAAGUGUCGUUCACUAUGAAAGCUACGGCUAAACACAAGGUGGUGACGUCAGGGAGGCUGACGGGAGGAGUCAAAGUGCAGCCGACCAGGCGACAAGUGAAUCCGGGGCCGUCCGCGCGCCCCGAGCCGGCCUACUCUCUGUACUCCUCAGACUCAGAGGAGCAGGUCACCACUCUCCACCAGGGUCUGGACCGCUGUGCUGCCUUGCUCAGCGGCAUCCUUCAGACUGACAUGACAGCCUCUCCUAGACCUCAUAGAGCAGUGACGUGUGGAGCAGCCAAAUCAAGACCAUCCACCUUGCUGGGGAAGAAGCCCAUGAAGAAUGUUCCUAAAAAGACAGUCCACAAGAAUCCUCAGUCCGGCCAGCGUGGAACAGGCAGCACCACUCCAACACAUCAGUCCCCCACUCCAGCUGCACACUCGGGGGUGAAGCUGCAUCCAACUCUGAGGCGAGCUCACACCAAAGCUCACCACUGCCCCUCUGCCCCUCCACCCCAUCCCUCCAUCCCUCCACCCCCCACCUCCGUCCUCCUGUCCGUGCACCAGUCAUCCUCUCAGCCGCCUCCUGGUCAGACAGAGUGCCCGGCUGUGCCCAAAGCUCCGGAGCGCGAUAGUGACGAGGAGGAUUUUGUUCCUGUGAGAGACACCAACACCCUACGCGCUGCCGCAGAUGUACCUGCAGCUGCUGGACACACACUCUCAUAUACACACAGUUGUACCCCGAAGGUUCAUGAAAUUCCUCAGGACACACACAGCAGGGCAGAGCGCAGCGCAGAGACAGAAGUGAAGGAGAAGACAGUCCAGUAUUUGCUUGGAGAACUCAAGGCUUUGAUCACCGGACAAGGCAGUGUAGCAGAGAGGCUGCUCCGUCACCUGGAGCAGGCUGUGUCCUCACCACUGCUGAAUGAUGGUGGUUUAAACAUCCACACUGACAGUGCUCCAGACCUGUCGUCGCUGCACGAGCACAACCUUCAGCUCCGCAGGCGCGUGAGGAUCCUGAACCAGCAGUUGAAGGAGAAAGAGAAAACAGAGAGACAACAGCACACAGAGAGUAACUCAGAAGUGACGAUUCUGCAGGAGGAGGUUUCCACAGCUCAGUCCCGACUGCAAGAACUGCAGCAUGACCUGGCAGAGCUACGGAGAGAUCUUCAGGACGCACAGAGCCAGCUGAGGGGUCGAGAGGCAGAGAACGCAGCCAUCAGGACAGACCUGGAAGCAACUCGAAGCCGGCUGGUUGACACGGAGCGAGAGAAGAGUGAGUUGGCCUCACUUGCCCAACAAAGACUGGAGGAGAUAGGAAACUUGAAGAGAAAGCUUCAGAGUCAGGAGUCAUCAGUUUGUUCUACAGUUGUCCAGUCUCUGCCGACGACACCACACCAGCCCCUCAACGAGCGCGUCACUCAGUACCUGAUGUCUCUCGGCCGGUUGGAUCCCACACCCACUGAGCACGUGGUCGCGCAGAGAGAGAGAAGCCCCUCAGACAAACCUGCGGCCCCCCAAAACGACCAGUCCCACUGUUUGGGCGCAGCCCAGUCGUGCGGGCUGCAGUCGGACUCCACGCUGUCCCAGUGCGAUGUGGAAUCUCUGUGGUCUGACUGCAGCAUGAGAUCAGGGUCGACCUUCGACACCAGAGACGAGGCGGCGUUCAGAGACGGCCUGGCAGCUCUGGACGCCAGCAUAGCCAGCCUGCAGAAGACCAUGCAGCUAGAUCUGAGGAGGUGAUGAGCUGUUACAUGAGCUGCUCUUCACAUCGUGUUUUCAUCAGAAACUGCUUGAGCUACUGUUGUAACCUGCAUUUUGCUCUUUUUAAUAAUUUAUGAUGUUAAGUGACAUUUAAGAUUAGAAAUAAAGCAUUUUUUGAAAA
Messenger RNA from Paralichthys olivaceus (Japanese flounder), 1962 nucleotides. It is a transcript of the gene ccdc14, whose product is annotated as coiled-coil domain containing 14. Gene Ontology annotation, cellular component: centriolar satellite. Lineage: Eukaryota; Metazoa; Chordata; Actinopteri; Pleuronectiformes; Paralichthyidae. Gene Ontology annotation, biological process: protein localization to centrosome. The record is from RefSeq and is a predicted model, not a curated record.